Rhizophagus irregularis DAOM 181602=DAOM 197198 is the source of this 550-nucleotide messenger RNA. RefSeq lists its product as uncharacterized. The record is from RefSeq and is a predicted model, not a curated record. Lineage: Eukaryota; Fungi; Glomeromycota; Glomeromycetes; Glomerales; Glomeraceae.
AUGGGUAUAACACCGUCAAGAGAAAAAUUUAUAGCCUUAGAAGGAUACGCCCAAAAAAGCGUCGAAGAGCGAAAUACAAUACUAACAAACGCAGGAAUGGAAAUAACUCAAACGGACAAAGACUUAGCAGAAUUUUUAGGGGCAGAAGACGUAACCUUAGGUUGCUUUAUUAGAGGUAUUAUUACGAUAUGCAUAGACGAACACAACAACAUACGCAACCAAGAGUUCACAAGAUAUAUGGAGGAAUACAAAAACGUCAACAACGAAAUGCUUGAACAAAAACAUAUAGAAAUGAAUGAACAGAUAAGAAUGAUGGAAGAAAAUUGGAAGCUAAAAGAAGAAUAUUAUUUCAAGAACUCGACAAUGAAAAAACACCAAAUAGUAACGGAAUUAGGUUCGGUCGACCAAGAAGACAAAGAAAAAUUGGAUAAAUACAACAAAUGUAAAGACAUGAUAGAAAAAGAUUUAGAAGCGAGCGAUGACUCCAACGAAGGCCAACUGUGGGAAACGAACAGCGACACAACCAGUGACACUUCAGAUUUCAACCAAA